Molecule: messenger RNA, 5606 nt
Organism: Entelurus aequoreus (snake pipefish)
Lineage: Eukaryota; Metazoa; Chordata; Actinopteri; Syngnathiformes; Syngnathidae
Gene: tbx5b
Product: T-box transcription factor 5b
Exons: 13
Coding region: 930-2483 (517 amino acids)
Biological process (GO): cardiac left ventricle formation; positive regulation of DNA-templated transcription; regulation of transcription by RNA polymerase II
Cellular component (GO): nucleus
Molecular function (GO): RNA polymerase II cis-regulatory region sequence-specific DNA binding; DNA-binding transcription factor activity, RNA polymerase II-specific
Source: RefSeq, a predicted model, not a curated record
UGUUACGCUUAUGGUUACUCCUGUCUUUUUUUUUAGUUUAUUUGAUUGAGGUUUACAUUAUUGACAGUCACUCUGGAACCUUGCAUUUGCACUUAAAAACCAAACUAAUAUCGGCUACCCAUAAAUAAAACAAAGUGGAUUUUUUAAACUUAUUUCAACGGACGAAGAUUAGCCAGCACUUUUCAAUUCUAGCCAGCACAACUAUUCAGUUGUUGAGAGCCUGACUCGGUGACAACCUCAGUGGCUUUAUAUUCUACUACAGACUAGCAACAUUAAAGUAAAAAAUGUACUUUUAAAACGAAGACAUCUUUAUUUCAACCAGAUGAUUAUAAAAGAUUUAAGGGAUAUUUGGCGGCAUCUUCACUCGAAUCAAAACGUCCACCAUCUUGAAGUCUUCCUGGUUUGCUGUUUAAACGUCAUGGCGCCAAACAGACUGCCAGAUGGUUCACUUUUUGCAUCAGUGUCAGCAGCUGAGCGCCUUGGUCCUAUAGCGAAAUGAGCUCAACUGAGUGAACCCUCUUCUCAGACAUCCAAUCAUUUUGUCUCUGUGGGUGGAGGCGAGGUCUGGGCCGCAGGCAUACACACACGAAGAAGUUUAGUAACGUACUCAUAAGGUACUGAGGGACAUCAAGCAGAAGAGUGGCUGACUCCUCAGGUUUAUUGCAGCAUCAAACCUCUCCUUAUCAUUUAGGCAUUUAAUUAUCUUGUUUUCAUUCAGCUGCACCCGGAGGCUCUGCCUGGAGCACUGCCAGCCCCACCAGAACUCUGCUCUUCCCACAUGAUGAGACCACCUCACACUGGACCUGAAGGCAGGCUCUAGGUGUGUGAGACGGACCUGCUGAGUGCAGGAGGUCUGGGACCCCAUCGCCACUUCCUCCAGACGGAGAACAGAGGAUCCAGUCAGCUGAAGCCCGGAUGGGACAAUAAUAAUGAGCUGUCCAGCCGCCAGCGCCACCUCAUUUCAGGGGGACAUGGCAAACGGAGGCGACCAGUUUGGCCUCGCUGAGCGUCCAGACUCAAACUGCAUGGAUUCUCCCAAGGAGAGCAAACAAGAAAGUCCCAGCACUUACCAUUUUAAAUCCUCUGCUUCACCACUGACACCCUCCAGUCAGCCGGGGAUGGAAGGAAUCAAAGUGUACCUUCAUGACAGGGAGCUUUGGACAAGGUUUGAUGAAGUGGGAACUGAAAUGAUUAUCACCAAGGCUGGACGGAGAAUGUUUCCCAGUUACAAGGUGAAGGUUACAGGACUCAACCCCAAAACCAAAUACAUCCUAUUAAUGGACAUUGUUCCCAGCGACGACCACCGCUACAAGUUUGCAGACAACAAAUGGUCUGUAACGGGGAAGGCCGAACCAGCGAUGCCGGGCAGGCUUUACGUCCAUCCGGACUCUCCUGCGACGGGGGCCCACUGGAGCCGCCAGCUGGUGUCCUUCCAGAAACUCAAACUCACCAACAACCACCUGGACCCAUUUGGACAUAUAAUACUCAACUCCAUGCACAAAUACCAGCCUCGCCUCCAUAUUGUCAAGGCGGACGAGAACAAUGGUUUCGGCUCCAAAAAUACAGCCUUCUGCACCCAUGUCUUCUCUGAGACCGCCUUCAUCGCUGUCACCUCCUACCAGAACCAUAAGAUUACCCAGUUAAAGAUAGAGAACAAUCCCUUUGCAAAGGGCUUCAGAGGCAGUGAUGACAACGAGCUGCACCGCAUAGCCAAACUGCAAGGUAAGGAUUACCCCGUGGUCCCUCGCAGCACUGGCCGCCAGAGAUCAUGCCCCACCGGGAGUCCCUUCAGUGGGGAGAUCCAGCGUCUGAGGGGCUCACCCGACACGUCCGGAUCGCCCUACUGCUGUGAGAACGGCCUUAGCAGCAGCAGCAGCCCUCAGACCCUGCUUGGUGCUUCGCCCACUCAAUACGCCUUGUCUCAUCCUCAGCAUGUCCAGCAGCCUCAGCUUUACCACUGCACCAAGAGGAAAGCGGAUGACAACUGCUCUUCGGGAACCCGCCAGUUCAAGAGAGGGUUCCCUGGUAGCUCACCGGGCCCUGGCGAGUCCUACUAUCACGCCUCCUCCUUCGCCCCCUCGCCCCUGCUGCUCACCGACGCCCCCUACAGCUCGGAGAUGAGCCAGCGCCAGGCGUGCAUGUUUGCGGGCUCCGAGGGCCGAGUCGACGAGCGCGGCUGUGCGUCCUGGUCGUACGGCGCCAUGACUCCUGUGGAGCCCUACCCGCCGUACGCCCCCUACAGCUCCAGUCCGCAGGGCUCUCGACUCAGCGCCGUAGCCCACCACGGCUCUCCGCCGCUGGGGGAGCCUGUUUCUCACGCCCUCUACCAGAGCCAGAGCGCCGGGAACGCUCACAGCAGGCAACUCAGCCCGCCUCUUCACAGAGAGUAUCCUCGUUUCGCCCCCAACCUGUCCCCCCCGCGCUAUCACUCAUUAGAGACGCACAUCCGGUGCGGCGUUCCCGAAUGGAGCGCCGCCUCCUAAAAGACGCUGCACUCCGCAGGGACUAACUCCAUCACCUUUGUGUCAUCCUGUGCCGUGCCAAUUGGUCCAAAGUGUCCCUCCCGUGUGCCGCAUGGAGCGGCGCUUCAUUAAAAACUUGGACUUCCAAAUUUGAGCAGCACAAGGAACAUCAAAGUUGUGUUUUAUUCUCUUUCUGUAACCCAAAGACUGAUGUCAACCAAAUGUUUUGCACUGUGAGACCCGUUUCAGACCAAACACUGAACAGAACCAGGCUGUUUUUUUCCCCCUCCACUUUGCGUCAUUGUCAAAGAUGUAAAUUGUGACCCACCGUCAGACUUUUAUGGACCACAAUAAUCUCACAGCAAAAGCCCCUACGGGGAGUAUUUUUUUAUUUAUUUUUUAAUCUUUAGUGGAGCAAAGCACAUCCAUGACGCAGAAAAGGCAUAAGUUUGUGUGUGUGCGUGCUUGUGUGUGUGUGUUCUUGUAUUUUUACCCUUCUGGAGACAUCAACAAGGAAAAAAGAAUAUAGAGAAUGUCUCAUUUGCACCCCUUUUGGUGAAAUCUAUCAACAUUAAGGAUUUUUCAAAUUGACUUUGUGUUGGUAUUAAAAGUGCUCCCCAUCUGGCCAACAUAUGUAAUAACAAGUGUGUCUAAGAAAUUGAAAUGCGCCCCCUUUGGCCAAAAUUAAUUUAAAAAAAUAAAAAUAAAUAUAUAAAGUAGGGAUGUCCGAUAAUGGCUUUUUGCCGAUAUCCCGAUAUUGACCAAACCCUUAAUUACUGAUACCGAUAUCAACUGAUACCGAUGUAUACAGUCGUGGAAUUAACACAUUAUUAUGCCUAAUUUGGACAACCAGGUAUGGUGAAGAUAAGGUCCUUUUUAAAAAAUAAAAAAUAAAUAAAAUAAGAUGAAUAAAUGUAAAACAUUUUCUUGAAUAAAAAAGAAAGUAAAACAAUAUAAAAACAGUUACAUAGAAACGAGUAAUUAAUGAAAAUGAGUCAAAUUAACUGUUAAAGGUUAGUACUAUUAGUGGACCAGCAGCACGCACAAUCAUGUGUGCUUACGGACUGUAUCCCUUGCAGACUGUAUUGAUAUAUAUUGAUAUAUAAUGUAGGAACCAGAAUAUUAAUAACAGAAAGAAACAACACUUUUGUGUGAAUGAGUGUAAAUGGGGGAGGGAGGUUUUUUGGGUUGGUGUACUAAUUUAAGUAUAUCUCGUGUUUUUUAUGUUGAUUUAAUAAAAAAUAAAUACAAUUAAAAUAAACCGAUACCGAUAAUAAAAAACCGAUACCAAUCAUUUCCGAUAUUACAUUUUAAAGCAUUUAUCGGCCGAUAUCGGCAGGCCGAUAUUAUCGGACAUCGCUAAUAUAAAGACAUACUGUAAUAACUUGAAGUAAAUAGUGAAGAUUAAAAAACAAUUACAAACCAAAAAUGUUUUUAAAAAAUAACUAAAAGCUUACCUUUUUUAUAUGUGCAUAAUAUGUAUAUAUUAUUAAUGUUGUAAAUACAAAUCUCUAAAUAUCUAGAAAAGGUGGUCCUAAAGAGGUAGGCAUUUUUUGAAGGUCUCAAGAAAGUAACAAAUACAAGAAUCUGUGUGUGUGUGUGUGUUCUCGUAUUUCAAUCCUUCUUGAGACAUUAACAUGGAAAAGUACCUUCCAUAUGAGGACCGGUGAACCAGUUAGGACUGAAAUCAUGGUCCCAAUACGGAAAACCAUUGCAUCUAAUAGAGAAUGUCUCAUUUGCACCCCUGGUGGUGAAAUCUAUCAAAAUUAAGGUGGUCCCAAAAGGGAGGGAUUUUUCAAAUUGACUGUGUGUUGGUAUUAAAAGUGCUCCCCCUCUGGCCAACAUAUGUAAUUACAAGUGUGUGUAAGAAAUUUAAAUGCACCCCCUUUGGCCAAAAUUAAUUUAAAAAAAUAAAUAAAUAUGUAUAUAGAGACAUACUGUAAUAACUUGAAGUAAAUAAUGAAAAUUAAAAACCAAUUACAAACAAAACAUUCAGAAAAAAACAACAACUAAAAGCUUACCUUUUUUAUAUUUGCAUAGUAUGUAUAUAUCAUUAAUGUUGUAAAUAAAAAUCUUUACAUAUCUAGAAAGGGUUGUCCUAGAGAGGUAGGCAUUAUUCGGAGGUCUCAAGAAGGUAACAAAUACAAGGAUGUGUGUGUGUGUGUGUGUGUGUGUGUGCGUGUGUGUGUGUGUGUGUGAGUGUGUGUGUGUGUGUGUGUGUGUGUGUGUGUGGCCAUGUAAAGGCUGUGUCAGCUCGACUCAAGACCGCUCUGAGCUCAUUUGCAAUGAGACAAGCAGAAGUAGCUGCAGGCACCAGCGAGAUAAACACUUUGUUUAGAUCGUGCUACAGGCUGAGGGACCUGUAAAUACACUUCCCACUGCAUUCUGGGUAAAUGCACAUCUCAACAUCACGCAUCUGUCACCGGUGUCCUCUCCGUCACCCCCCACUAGCCAACCAAUCAUCUUGAGGGCCGACUCCGCCCUCGUCCAACAUAGCUGACCAGUCCGAGAGCUAAAGCGCGGUGAGUUUUCAUGACAUGUUUUUUGUUUUUGUUUUUCUGUGUUGACCUUUGACCUGUGAGAGUUGCAACACAGUGCUGUAAAUGAGAUAUUUGAUCCACUCAGGUUAAUAUAAGUUUAUUAUCAUUAGUCUGUUAUUAGGCACCCUAAUUGGCCCCUGUUAUUUGCACAUAAUAGUUCAUAGAGGAAAGUCAUUUCCUGUCACAUCUGGAUAGUAUUACUUCCUGCCGCCCGUUAAAAGGACAAACCGUGGCUCUGUGGAAUAUCGAAGCAAGUUGAGAUUUUUAUUUUUUUGUAGCCAUUUUCUAACAUUUCCACCCUGGUUUUAUAUGCAGUAACAUGAGAAGGUGCUCAGUUUGCAGAGAGCAAACCCUCAUCAUUCCUUAAUGUGUCUGUGUGCGUGUGUGCGUGUGUGCGUGUGUGUGCGUGUGUGCGUGUGUGUGUGUGUGAGAUGGUGCGAAAGUUUUUUUUGUGUGUGUGUUUUAUAGUAUUUAUUACUCUUGAUUUGUUGUCACUCUUGUGAAACAAGAUGCUGUUGUGUUGAGAUAUGUCCUCAAAAUUGGGUCCACCCUCUAUUUCCACAUGGUGUUAAAUAGCUGUGGUAAAAUUGUAUGUUGAAUUGGA